ACAAAACCUAAAGACACUGCAGAGAAGCACCCGGCUGGAGCAGGGAAGUGAGGAACCCUUUGGAGACAGGGAAGGGGUCUGGAUGGAUGCCUUUUGCAGCUUAAGUGGCCUGGACCCACUGUGGGACUGGAACCUCACAUGGUACACAGCUAACCCAGACCUGACUCAGUGUUUUCAGCAUACUGUACUUGUCUGGUUUCCCUGUAUCUACCUAUGGCUGUGUGCACCUUUCUACUUCUUAUACCUCAGAUUCCACAACUAUGGACGCAUUUCUGUAUCCAGCCUCUGCUGUGCCAAGACGGGCUUGGGGCUCUGUUUGGCUUCCUUUGGUUUUUUGGAGCUGUUCUAUCUGCUGGUGGAGAGGAGCAGAGAGAUCGAGCAGCACAUGGUGUUUGUGCUUAGUCCAGUGAUACGCAGCUUAACGAUGGUGCUGGCUGUUUCUGUGAUUCACCUGGAGAGGAUGAGAGGUUGUCGUUCCUCUGUCUUCCUCUUCCUCUUCUGGAUGCUGGCAGUGGUGUGUUCUGUGGUCCCUUUCAGAGCCAACAUACAGGCCAUCAUGGACGAGGGUUUUGCGAGUGAUGCCAUGCGAUUUGUAGCCUUCUUUGCCUACUUUUCUCUCCAGUUGGCUCAGCUGAUACUAAGCUGCUUUGCUGAUCGCCGUCCAAAUGCUAUGAAACCGGUUUCUAAUCCUUGCCCAGUUGAAGAUGCUUCCUUCCUGUCCAAAUUUUUGUUCUGGUGGUAUAGUGGGCUGGUCGUUAAAGGAUACCGAUCCCCACUGAAAGCUGAAGACCUUUGGUCACUGAGGGAGGAGGACACAUCUGAGCAGAUUAUCUCUGACCUGGAGAGGGAGUGGGCAGAACAGCGGGCCAAACUCCAGCAGCAUGAAAGGUCCCUGAAGGCUGCACAGACUCUGGGCAACAGGAUCACAGAGCAAACCCAGCUCCUGAGAAAACUCCGCAGAGAGCAAAGCUCCGGGCUCUGUCUGCUCCGCACACUGGCUCAGAACUUCGGGUCCUUCUUCCUGUCUGGGACGCUCUGUCUGGUGAUCCAUGAUGCCUUCAUGUUCUCCAUUCCACAGGUGCUGAGUCUGCUGCUGGGUUUUGUGAGGGAUGAAGACGCCCCCUUGUGGAAGGGUUACCUCUUUGCCUUCCUGAUGUUCCUGUUGUCCUGCCUGCAGUCCCUGUUCAAUCACCAGUAUAUGUACACCUGCUUCACUGUGGGAAUGAGGGUCAAAACCGCCGUCAUGGGUCUGGUCUACCGCAAGUCUCUGGUUCUCAAUAACGCAGCUCGCAGAACCUGCACUGUCGGGGAGAUCGUAAACCUAGUGUCCGCUGACACACAGAAGCUUAUGGACUUUGUUGUGUACUUCAACGCAGUCUGGGUGGCACCCAUCGAAAUUGCCCUCUGCCUUUUCUUCCUCUGGCAGCGCCUUGGUCCAUCAGCCUUGGCUGGCAUUGCCACAGUGAUUCUCAUCUUCCCGUUGAAUGGCUUUAUUGCCAAAAUGAGGAGCAAACUCCAGGAGGUGCAGAUGAAGUACAUGGAUGGACGCAUUAAACUAAUGAACGAGAUCCUCAGCGGAAUAAAGAUUUUGAAGUUCUAUGCAUGGGAGAAGGCCUUCAAGGAACGAGUGCUGGGCUACAGGGAGAGAGAGCUGCACGCCCUGAAGAAAUCUCAGAUCCUCUACUCCAUCUCCAUCGCCUCCUUCAACUCUUCAACGUUCUUGAUUGCAUUCGCCAUGUUUGGGGUCUAUGUGCUGAUUGAUGAGAAGAAUGUUCUGGAUGCACAGAAAGUGUUUGUUUCCAUGGCCCUGAUCAACAUCCUCAAGACACCACUGAGCCAGCUUCCCUUCGCCAUGAGCACGACCAUGCAGGCUGUUGUCUCACUGAAGCGGCUUGGAAAGUUUCUCUGUCAGGACGAGUUGAAGCAAGACAACGUAGAAAAAGCUCCCUACAAUCCUGAUGGUGAUGGCGUCGUGAUUGAGAAUGGUACGUUCAGUUGGGCCAGAGAUGGUCCUCCAUGCCUGAGGAGGAUCAACGUGCGAGUGCAGCGUGGCUCGUUGGUAGCAGUGGUUGGUCAUGUCGGUAGCGGCAAGUCGUCUCUGCUCUCUGCAAUGCUGGGUGAAACAGAGAAGAGGAGCGGACACGUCACAGUGAAGGGAUCGGCGGCGUAUGUGCCUCAGCAGGCCUGGAUCCAGAAUGCCACCCUGAGGGACAACAUCGUAUUUGGGCGGGAGAAGAAGGACAGCUGGUACCACAGAGUGGUGGAGGCCUGUGCUCUCUUACCAGACCUGGAGAUUCUACCUGCGAGAGAUGCCACAGAGAUUGGAGAGAAGGGCCUGAACCUGUCAGGCGGGCAGAAGCAGAGAGUGAGCCUGGCACGUGCCGUGUACAGGAAAGCCGACGUCUACCUGUUGGACGACCCGCUGUCGGCCGUUGAUGCCCAUGUGGGACAGCACAUCUUUGACCGAGUUAUUGGGCCAAAAGGGAUCCUUAAAAACAAGACGCGUGUGUUGGUGACCCACGGGCUAAGUUUCCUGCCCCAGGUUGACCUGAUCCUAGUGAUGGUGGAUGGAGAGAUUACAGAGAUGGGAUCUUACACAGAGCUGCUGAACAGGAAGGACACUUUUGCAGACUUUGUAAAAGCAUUUGCUGGAAAUGAACGUAAAGAGAGCUCCACACACAGAGGCACCAGGAAAUCUGUUUCUCGUCUCAGUAUGACGGAUUUCUCUAUCGACCUCUCACAGGAGCAACUCAUCAGCGGAGACAUGGGAAGUGCUAGCAUACAAACCAUGGAGGCCAUAUCGGACUCAGAGCAAGAACAGGACCAAGAGGAACUGGGGAAAUUGACUGAGGCUGACAAAGCCCACACAGGCAGAGUGAAGUUGGAGAUGUACUUGGACUAUUUCAAGACCAUCGGCCUGGCCUUCAUCAUUCCCAUCCUCUUCCUCUAUGCCUUCCAACAGGCUGCCUCCCUAGCCUACAAUUACUGGCUAAGCCUUUGGGCCGAUGACCCCGUUGUCAAUGGCACUCAGAUAGACACAGAUCUUAAGCUUGGUGUUUUUGGAGCUCUUGGUUUUGCACAAGGUGUGGCAAUUUUCGGAACCACAGUGGCGAUAUCUCUGGGAGGCAUCAUAGCAUCUCAUCACCUGCACCUGGACCUACUCAACAACGUGCUCCAUUCCCCUAUGUCCUUUUUCGAGUGCACUCCCAGCGGGAACCUGCUGAACCGCUUCUCUAAGGAAGUGGAUGCUAUUGACUGCAUGAUCCCCGAUGGUUUGAAGAUGAUGCUCAAUUACGUCUUCAAAAUGAUGGAGGUCUGCAUCAUCGUGCUGAUGGCGACACCUUUUGCUGGAGUGGUUAUUCUCCCGUUGACGCUCCUCUAUGCCUUCAUCCAGAGUUUCUACGUGGCCACAUCCUGCCAGCUGCGCAGGCUGGAGUCAGUGAGUCGCUCACCCAUCUACACGCACUUCAAUGAGACAGUGCAGGGAGUCAGUGUGAUUCGAGCCUUUGGAGAGCAGCCCAGGUUCAUCCUGGAGGCAAACAGCAGGGUGGACCACAACCAGACCUCUUACUUCCCCAGAUUUGUGGCCACCAGGUGGUUGGCUGUGAACUUGGAGUUCUUGGGGAACCUGUUGGUUCUUGCAGCUGCUAUACUCUCUGUAAUGGGAAGGGCAACUCUGAGCCCCGGCAUUGUGGGACUGGCAGUUUCCCACUCCCUCCAGGUGACAGGAAUCCUGAGCUGGAUUGUUCGAGCGUGGACAGACGUGGAGAACAACAUUGUGUCAGUGGAGCGGGUGAAGGAGUAUGCGGACACACCGAAAGAGGCAGCCUGGACGGUGGAGAACAGUCCCCUCCCACUGGCCUGGCCAAGAACUGGCACUAUUGACUUUAGGGAAUACGGACUUCAGUAUCGCAAGGGUCUGGACUGGGCCCUGAAGGAAAUCACUCUGAGUGUUAAGGAGAAAGAGAAGGUUGGAAUAGUAGGGAGGACAGGAGCUGGAAAGUCCUCUCUUGCUCUGGGAAUCUUCCGGAUCCUGGAAGCUGCUAAGGGAGAUAUCCACAUCGAUGGGAUAAACAUCGCCAAGAUCGGUCUGCAUGAACUGAGGUCUCGCAUCACCAUCAUACCACAGGAUCCGGUGCUGUUCUCUGGAUCUCUGCGCAUGAACCUGGAUCCCUUUGAUGGUUACUCAGAUGAGGAGGUGUGGAGAGCUCUGGAACUGGCACAUCUGAAGAAUUUUGUGUCUGGUUUGCCUGACAAACUCAACCACGAGUGCUCAGAGGGAGGAGAGAACCUCAGUUUGGGCCAGCGGCAGCUGGUUUGCCUGGCUCGAGCUCUCCUCCGCAAGACCAAGAUUCUGGUUUUGGACGAGGCCACGGCAGCUGUGGAUCUGGAGACAGACAAUCUGAUCCAGUCCACCAUCCGAACCCAGUUUGAAGACUGCACCGUUCUGACCAUUGCACAUCGACUGAACACCAUCAUGGAUUACACCAGGGUGAUUGUAAUGGAUAGAGGUUAUAUAGCAGAGAUGGACACCCCAGCCAAUCUGAUCGCUCAGCGUGGUCAGUUUUACAGGAUGUGCCGAGAGGCAGGGCUGGUCUGAACUCUCUUCCUGAAUUGAAGAAACCUCUAACUGUCAGCCCCCUCUACCGAGUGAAACAGAUGGGGGCUUGAUCAUUUUAAACUGUUCUGGCACUCUAAAUCCAGAACUUUCCACAGCAACAGGAUGCCCAAUGGAUGAAUUACAGCCUGCCUCUACUUGCAUGCAGCACUGCAGUUGCAGUCAGCUUUUAGAAGGACAGGCAUGACCAGUGUAGCUGUCCUGCUCUGUUAAAAGUGCCAUAAUAUCAUUCUGAGAGAGAGACAAGUUGGAUUUCUGAUGGUCAACGGAGAGUCUACUACACAACUCUCACUACGUCCACAGUGGAGGCGA
Molecule: messenger RNA, 4930 nt
Organism: Chanos chanos (milkfish)
Lineage: Eukaryota; Metazoa; Chordata; Actinopteri; Gonorynchiformes; Chanidae
Product: multidrug resistance-associated protein 1-like
Exons: 31
Coding region: 83-4600 (1505 amino acids)
Biological process (GO): transmembrane transport
Cellular component (GO): membrane
Molecular function (GO): ATP hydrolysis activity; ABC-type transporter activity; ATP binding
Source: RefSeq, a predicted model, not a curated record